Messenger RNA from Oncorhynchus nerka (sockeye salmon), 12923 nucleotides. Its product is annotated as zinc finger protein 646-like. Gene Ontology annotation, molecular function: DNA-binding transcription factor activity, RNA polymerase II-specific; RNA polymerase II transcription regulatory region sequence-specific DNA binding; zinc ion binding. Gene Ontology annotation, biological process: regulation of transcription by RNA polymerase II. The coding region runs from base 275 to 4867 and encodes 1530 amino acids. The record is from RefSeq and is a predicted model, not a curated record. The transcript is spliced from 4 exons. Gene Ontology annotation, cellular component: nucleus. NCBI's taxonomy places the organism in Eukaryota, Metazoa, Chordata, Actinopteri, Salmoniformes, Salmonidae.
CGAGCAGGAAGUAUGUGGAAUGGGAUGGAAGAAAAAAUAAUCAAACAAGACUGGUCUUUUAGGAAUAUAAAUAACUUUGUGCACUCAUGUUGUACCUGCAUCCAUUCUACCACAGAAAUAGUCAAUGGAGUGGUACUAAAUUGAUCCCAUUCUUGUGCAGUCUUCCUAUUUGGACCGUGCAAUGAAUGUAAGCUCUUGUGAUAUGGAGGUGCUGAGAAUCUGAUGUAUUUCCCCCACAAUUAUCUAGCUCAAAUAUUUACAGUACUAUCCUGUAAUGGCUAUGCAAGAGCUUGGCAGGACUAAAGGCUUCCCUUGCAAACACUGUGGCAUAGUGUGCUCUAAAAUGCCAAGCCUUCUGGAACACAUGGAUAGUCACUACCAGCAAGAAGAAGAUCGCAAGUUCAGAUGCGAUGAAUGUGGCCGAUGCUACAGGCAUGCAGGUAGCUUGGCUAACCACAAGAAAACACACGAGUUGGGUUCUUUUCAUUGUCCAAUAUGUGCUAGGAAGCUCUCAAACCCUCUGGCCCUGAAGAGCCAUCUGCGCAUCCACACAUCACAGAAGAAGUACUCCUGCAUGGACUGUGGGAAGGCCUUUAGGCUAGCUACUCAGCUGGCCACCCAUCAAAAGGUCCAUCUCUCUGGGCAAUCAAAGAGGAGAGCCGGUUGGGCCACUGCAGAAUAUUCUCCAAUUGAGAAUAGGGAUGAAAUUGAAGAUCAUGAUGACUUUGAAAAGCUGUCGAUCUUGGUGGCUGACCAGCAAGACACGGGGAUGGAUAUUGUGUCUGAUAAUAACCUUAGCCAAGAGGAUGCAGAGGUUAUCCCCAACUCGGCAAAUUAUUGUGAAAACCUGGGCUUUGAAGCAGGGGAUCGACCUUUCAAAUGUGGUCAGUGCGAAAAGUCAUAUAGACACCAUGGAAGCCUGAUCAAUCAUAAGAAGUCUCACCAGGUAGUGCACUCAAACAUCCCUAUCUGUUUCAAGCAGUUAAAUAAUCUUGCUGCCCUCCAUAGUCACCAGAGAACCCACAACAAGUCCAAAAGUGGGCCAGACACCCAUUCCUUGGAAGUCACUUACGCAGGCAGAGCACCAGAGCAGUUUUCACCCCUGAACAGGGAUGCUCCAGUGCAUUUCUGUCACCUGUGUCAAGUGAUGUUUCCUAAUGAUGAUGAGUUCCAGGAACACAUCCAAAAGCAUAAUUCUUCCUCCAUGUCCUUUGGGCACGAUCAAGGUUUAUCUGAGGAUCAUCAUGACUCUUAUGACCUUAGUGUCACUCCUUCUCUUGACUCAAACUUUUAUUCACCACCUCUAAACAAUACUCCAUUGAUGGAUCAUCAAGGGGAGCAGAUCAAUGAUAUUCAAAUAUACUCUGACCACUCCAGUAACAAAUCCACCUUGAAUACUCAGGGAGAGCCCCUAAUCUUGGAUCCAGAGAUUCCUGCUGACGAUCUAAGUAAAGCAGAAAAGUCCUCAGUUACAGAAAACGGUGAGCGCCGCUUCAAGUGCCAGGUCUGUGGCAAAAGCUACCGGCAUGCCGGGAGUCUCAUCAAUCACAAGCGUUCUCAUCAGACAGGUAUUUACCAGUGUUCCAUCUGCCGCAAGACUUACCCACACAUGGCUGCCCUCCGCAGCCAUGUCCGCAUCCACAGGGCCCAUCUGUCCUCCUUUAGCCUGGGCUCUGAAGGAGACUGGCUCUCUUCUGAGCUCCUAACACUGGAGAACCAGCAGGCCUGCUUUUCCUCUCUGGAGGGAGAUGCUAGCAAUAUGAUGACUCUCGCUCAGGAGAACACAAGUGAACACUGCAUUGGAGGAUCAUGCCAUGUGCAGUUUGACUCCGCCUUUCCCCAGGACAGAACUGUGCACCUACCUCACAACGAACGCCAGAUGGAGAGUCACAUGUGUGCAGACUGUGGCGAAACAUUUGCAGACAUCGCAGGAAUCAAAUUGCACAUAUGCCCCCUGCUACAACCGCAGCACGAGGCCAUGUCAAAUGACUACGACAGUAACUUAACCUUCUUGGACACUAAUGGCCGAUGCACCAUGGGAAAUCCAGGAGAUCAUGUAGAGUUCCAGGGACUGAAUGGCAGCCCUAGACAAAGGUACUGUGGUGAACAUGACUUCCAUGAAGGCUUGAACGGGGAGCAGUUAAAUGGUGAUGGCAAAGAGGAGGAUGAAAAGGAUGAUGACGGUGAGCUCUAUCAGUGCUCAGCAUGUGGGAACCGCUACACAAGCAUGAGGGCUCUGAGGAGUCAUCUUCGUGGCCACACUCAAUCCCAUGGUACUCUUACAUGCUCCGGACCCUCCUCCAUGUCCUCCCUAGAGGCUGAAACAGAAGAGGACCCUGGAAAGAGACAUCAGAUGGAUGGGGGUCUGAUGAUCUGCAGUACUUGCGGAGAGAGUUUUGCCAAGAAGCAGGACAUGCUUUCCCAUCAGCUCAUACACAAUAAAGCGCAGGCAGAUGAUGCUAAACACAUGCAUAUGGACAAUAGUAAUGGAACUAGGCACAAAGAGGAGGCGGACAGCCGCAUCUAUGGAAAUUGUGAUAUAUUUUGCACCAGUUACCAUCAUCCUGAGACCCAUCAAUGUACAACAAAUGGCAAAAGUGUAUCUGCAAACGGUGUUGAAAAAAAUGAAAUGGGUGGCUCUGUCAACGGUAAAGAAUUAGGACACCUGAAAGAGAAUUUAAACAAUGGGGAUCGCCAGUACAAGUGUGAUCAGUGUGGAAGAGCAUACAGACAUGCUGGCUCCCUUCUCAACCAUAAAAAGUCCCACAAAACUGGAGUGUUCCGCUGCAUGGUUUGCCAGAAGCGCUUCUACAAUCUACUGGCUCUUAAGAACCAUCAGAGGACCCACUUUGAUGUUAAGAGACAUACUUGCAAUGAAUGUGGGAAGGCAUUCAAGAUACAGAAGCAACUAUUGAACCACCUAAGAUUUCACAAGGAGAACCAUGCCAAAAUACAGGAGCUCAACAACCAGAUUCAGGCCGUCAUGCAGAUGAAUGGCACGAGGUCAGAGGGAGGAAUGCGCUUGCUUAAUGCACCUGUCAAUCAAGCCACCACCACCCACAAAAAGGGUGGUGGUAGGCCAACCCCCAACAGAAAGAAUCCCAGUGUGGAGGAGGGGGCUCAGACUCGAGUCAAAUCAGUGGAAGCAGGCGACCCUCGCCCCUACCCCUGUGACCAAUGUGGGCGAACGUAUCGACACGCAGGAAGUCUGGUCAAUCACAAGAACUCUCACAAGACCGGUGAAUACUACUGCUCUGUUUGUAACAACACCUACUCCAACCAGCUGACUAUGAAGAACCACCUGCGCAUCCACUUCUCAGUUAAAAAGCACAAUUGUGAAGACUGUGGUAAGGCCUUUAGGGGAAAGAAGCAGUUGUCUAGCCAUAUUUGCGCACAUCUCAGAAAGGAUAUGCCAGGAGGGGUCAGGGGAAGAGCUCGCAGACGAGCAAGAAACGUUAAAUGUAAGCAGUGCAGACAGACGUUUAUAUCUGCUGACCAACGGACAGCCCAUACCUGUGGGUCACUGGCAAACUCAUCAGAGGGCAGUGAUGGACAAACGAGUAUGUCCUUGAAAAGGGAGGAGCGACCAUUCACCUGCAUCAUCUGCAAUCGCAGCUACCGCCACGCAGGCAGUCUCCUGAAUCAUAAAAACACUCAUAAGUCUGGCCACUUCAGCUGCACUUUCUGCUCCAAGUCCUUUUCUAACCCCAUGGCGUUACGCAACCACACACGAAUCCACACACAGAAGAAGAAGCAUGUCUGCCUGACCUGCAGGAAGGCGUUUCGGUUGGCCAGUAUCCUUCAUAACCACCAGAAGGUCCACACCAGGGUGGCCAACCACUUCAGCUGCCCAGAAUGUGGCAAGAACUUCCAGGGCAAGUCUGGGCUGAAGAGGCACCGCUGCCGGGGGGGUCAGGAUGACUCGGCUAGAGCUUGUGACCUCCAUCACAGAGAGAGUGGAGACAAGUGCUUCACGUGUGACCUCUGUGGACGCUCAUACCACCAUGCUGGCUCCCUGCUCAACCAUAAAAAGAUGCACUCAGAAAACCUCCACCACUGUACCUUGUGCCUCCAGACUUUCCCUGGCCUCCUCGCCCUCCAGAUCCACUCCCAGAUGAAGCGCCACUGCUGUCCAGACUGUGGCAAGACCUUCUGUCUCAUCUCGCACCUGCAGAACCACAUGGAGGUGCACUCCAAGGACCGCACCCUGGUCUGCAGCCCCUGCCAUCAGAGCUUCCCCAACCCAGCCAGGUACCAACAACACCAGGAACUGCACCACCGGGCCCAAGGGCAUUAUCAACAACACAACAUGCAAAUGGAGGAUGACCUAAGCUGGGAAUCGGGACUAGACCAAACCAUGGAGCUCCAAGGCAUCCCCAAGCUGGUCCCGGCGUUUGCCCACAUGCACGAUGGCAUGCCCAACCAGCAGGAGAGCAACAAGGUUCCCUGUAUAGGGGAGAAGAGCCACGUGUGUGAGCACUGCGGCCGCACCUACCGCCAUGCAGGUUCCCUCCUCAACCACAAGAACAGUCACAAGACCGGCGCCUUCUUCUGCUCCGUGUGCCAGAAGGAGUUCACCAACCUGAUGGCGCUGAAGAACCACCGGCGCAUCCACACGGAGCCCAAGCGCUACCAGUGCCUGGAGUGCGGCAAGGCCUUCCGCGUGUCCACCCAGCUCAUCUGCCACUGGAGGAUCCACACCAAAGAGAAGCCCUUCUCCUGCCUGCUGUGCGAAAAGCGCUUCUCCAGCAAGUCAAACCUGCGCCACCACCAGAAGAUGCACCAGAGUGGUGGCCAGGACUACAAGUCCUCCUUCGGCAUGGAUACUAACAGUUUUAUGGACUUGGACAUGGGCUCUUUUCUCUGAGUCAGGACUCCGUGUCAAAUGCUUAUUAUAUUAUUCUCCCCAUUCACUGGACCCCUAUCGGUAAUUGUAAAGUGGCGUGUUCCACAAAGCCCCAGUAGAGACAGCGUUUACUCUUGAUGUUGAACUCUUCAAAGCUGCCUCACAAACAUUUCAUUUUUCUGAUUAUGCUUUGGUCAUACACUUUUGGAGUGGUCGAAGGAUUUCUUAUCUCUAGCAGGGAUUGUGGCACUGUUAAACUUCCCAGAUGGGCACAGGCGACAGUGUCUGUCAAAUCUUUAUAAGAUUAUUUUCGCAUGGAGUGCACAUCGUCAUUGAAUCGUUUAACGCUAUAGGAGUGAGAACUAUUGGACCUCCUUCCAUACUGACUGUAUCAAUGUCCUCACAAGGUAGACAGUCAAUUUCUCAACCAAAGUGAACCGAUGUAACAGAACUGUUUCAGCCCAGUUUCAGCCCAGUUCCUGCAUUUGAGAUUGAUUUAUACAAUUUAUGAGAAAAGUGCUGUUCUGAAAUUGUCAUUUCCUCUCGCUAUCUAUUACUGUGUUCAGUGCCUCCGUCGGUUCAAUUCUCUGCCCAGCUUAUCAAAAGUGAGGGCUGUUCUCAAUAUUUUGCCAUAGGUUAGAGAAAAGUGAUCAAUUUGGCUUCAAUAAGCAUGACCUCCUAGUCUUACCCAGAGGAUGGUAUCAAAGGUAUUUACUGAAAUAAUGUAAUCAAGUUGGUGGCAAUCAAAUGGUUUUAGUGAUGGUGAUAUUUGGGUACACCCUUUGAGUGACAUUUGUAUGCUAAAUGGGCAUAUUUAAUUAUUUAUUCCUGUUCUUUUGACUUAUUUUCAAUUUUUCUGUGUGUACAUAGAAAAUGAUAUAUCAAUGAAUGUUACCUUGACUCUUAAGAAAUAUCCUAUCUAGCAUUUAAGGGAAUUCCUCAAUCCGUAAUUCCAUUCUCAAUUGGUGCGACUCCAACACAGGUAGGAAUGGGUAUUCGCCAAGGACAGUGGUCUUGCCAGCACUGUGGUUUUGCCACAUUAAAAUGUCUGAUGUGCAAAGCAUUGUAGAUAAUUAUCCAUGUCUGAAAUGCUGAAUUGGGCAUUAUUUUAUUUUUACAGGUGCCAUUUCUCACCCAUGUCUUGUUUAAAUAAGAAUUGUAGCUUUUCUUGUCCAUAAUUACCCUUGACAAUUUUUGAGAAAUUUUGCAAACCCUUUACAAUAAGAAAUGCAUGCUUUUGACUUCUAAAACUUUCAAAGGUAAACUCAGCAAAAAAUUAAACAUCCUCUCACUGUCAACUACGGUUAUUUUCAGCAAACAUAACGUGUAAAUAUUUGUAUGAACAUAAGAUUCAACAACUGAAACAUAAACUGAACAAGUUCCACAGACAUGUGGCUAACAGAAAUGGAAUAAUGUGUCCCUGAACAAAGGGGGGGUCAAAACUAAGUCAGUAUCUGCUGUGGCCACCAGCUGUAUUAAGUACUGCAGGUCAUCUCCUCAUGGACUGCACCAGAUUUGCAGUUAUUGCUGUGAGAUGUUUCCCCGCUCUUCCACCAAGGCACCUGCAAGUUCCCAGACAUUUCUGGGGGGGAAUGGCCCUAGCCCUCACCCUCUGAUCCAACAGGUCCCAGACGUGCUCACUGGGAUUGAGAUCUGGGCUCUUCGCUGGCCAUGGCAGAACACUGACAUUCCUGUCUUGCAGGAAAUCACGCACGGAACGAGCAGUAUGGCUGGUGGCAUUGUCAUGCUGGAGGGUCAUGUCAGGAUGGGCCUGCAGGAAGGGUACCACAUGAGGGAGGAGGAUGUCUUCCCUGUAAGGCACAGCGUUGAGAUUGCCUGCAAUGACAGACAAGCAGCUCAGUCCGGUAAUGCCGUGACACACCGCCCCAGACCAUGACGGACCCUCCACCUCCAACUCGAUCCCGCUCCAGAGUACAGGCCCAUAGGCGACGUUGCUGCCGGUGAUGUCUGGUGAGGACCUGCCUUACAACUGGCUUACAAGUUCUCAGUCCAGCCUCUCUCAGCUUAUUGCAGACAGUCUGAGCACGGAUGGAGGGAUUGUGCAUUCCUGGUGUAACUCAGGCAGUUGUUGUUGUCAUCCUGUACCUGUCCCGCAGGUGUUAUGUUCGGAUGUACCAAUCCUGUGCAGGUGUUACACGUGGUCUGCCACUGCGAGUACGAUCAGCUGUCCGUCCUGUCUCCAUGUAGCGCUGUCUUAGGCGUCUCGUAGUACGGACUUUGCAGUUUAUUGCCCUGGCCACAUCUGCAGUCCUCAUGCCUAAAGCACGUUCACGCAGAUGAGCAGGGACCCUGGGCAUCUAUUUUUUUUGUGUUUUUCAGAGUCAGUAGAAAGGCCUCUUUAGUGUCCUAAGUUUUCUUAACUGUGACCUUAAUUGUCUACCGUCUGUAAACUGUUAGCGUCUUAACGACCGUUCCACAGGUGCAUGUUCAUUAAUUUUUUAUGGUUCAUUGAACAAGCUUGGGAAACAGUGUUUAAACCCUUUACAAUGAAGAUCUUGGGAUUUUUACAAAUUAUCUUUGAAAGACAGGAGCCUGAAAAGGGGACGUUUCUUUUUUUUUUUUUUUUCCUGAGUUUGUUUGCGUGUCAGUCCGGCAAAAGUCAAGUGUAGAAUUAUCGUGUUGUGAACCGUUAGCGUACUUAUAUUUAUAAUUCAAAGUAUUUAUUUCUGUCUAUAUUUGAAUGGUUAUUGUAUUUCUGUUAAUGUGUCAUGGACACAAGUUUCAGUGUUCAAACUUGUCAACAUCCAGUUGGUUGCUUCAACCAUGUUGGCAGCAGUGUGUAUCCAGGAGCAAAUGUUGAUCACCACUAUUUGAGAAAUGGUUUGGGGUCUUUGGAAAAAGCAAUUUGUGUUCAUAUAACCUUUCCAUAAAUGUGCAAUUAAGUUAAAUCUAGUAUUUCUUUGGUUUGCAAUGCUUACCAGAAAAGGUGUAGAAUAAAAUAAGGUGCUUAUCAUGUACAUCUUUUCAGUCCCACUGUAAUGGCACUUUCUUUAUGCCUUAUCCUAUAUUUAAUAUACAGUGCAUUCGGCAAGUAUUCAGAUCUGACUUUUUCCACAUUUUGUUACGUUAUUGCCUUAUUCUAAAUUAGAUUUCUUUGUGUGUACACUUACAUAAGUAUUCAGACCCUUUACUCCGUACUUUGACGCACAUUUGGCAGCGACUACAAUCUUGUCUUCGUGGGUAUGACGCUACAAGCUUGGCACACCUGUAUUUGAGGAGUUUGUUGCAUUCUUCUCUGCAGAUCCUCUCAAGCUCUGUCAGGUUGGAUGGGGAGCGUAGCUGUACAGCUAUUUUCAGUUCUCCAGAGAUGUUCGAUUGGGUUCAAGUCACGGCUCUGGCUGGGCCACUAACGGACAUUGUCCUGUUGGAAGGUGAACCUUCACUCCAGUCUGGUCCGGAGCACUCUGGAGCAAGUUUUCAUCAAGGAUCUGUCUUUUUUAAAUUUUUUAAAACUAUUUUACUAGGCAAGUCAGUUAAGAACAAAUUCUUAUUUUCAAUGACGGCCUAGGAACAGUGGGUUAACUGCCUGUUCAGGGGCAGAACGACAGAUUUGUACCUUGUCAGCUCUGGGAUUCGAACUUGCAACCUUUCGGUUACUAGUCCAACGCUCUAACCACUAGGCUACCCUGCCGUCUACUCGAUUCAGACUAGUGUCCCUGCCACUGAAAAACAUCCCCACCGCAUGAUGAUGAUGAUGCUGCUGCCACCACCAUGCUUCACCGUAGGAUCUUGGUUUCAUCAGACCAGAGAAUCUUGUUUCUCAAGAUCAGUCUUUAGGUGCCUUUUGGCAAACUCCAAGCAGGCUGUCGUGCCUUUUACUGAGGCGUUGCUUCCGUCUGGCCACUACCAUAAAAGCCUGAUUGGUGGAGUGCUACAGAGAUUGUUGCCCUUCUGGAAGGUUCUCCCUUCUCUACAGAGGAACUCUGACGCACCGGGCGGCCAGUUCAAGGAAGAGUCUUGGUGGAUUCAAACUUCUUCCAUUUAAGAAUUAUGGAGGCCACUGUGUUCUUGGGGACCUUUAAUGCUGUUUUGGUACCCUUCCCCAGAUCUGUGCCUUGACACAAUCCUGUCUCGGAACUCUAGCCUUUCCAAAUCAUGUCCAAUACAUUGACUCCAAUCAAGUUGUAGAAACAUCUCAAGGAUGAUCAAUGGAAACAGCAUGCACCUGAGCUAAAUUUCAAGUCUCAUAGCAAAGGGUUUGAAUACUUAUGUAAAUAAGGUAUUUCUGUUUGUAGCUUUAUCAUUAUGGAGUAUUGUGUGUAGAUUGCUAAGGAUUUGUAUUUUUCGUUUAAUCCAUUUUAGAAUAAGGCUGUAACGUAACAAAGUGAAAAAAGUCAAGGGAUCUGAAUACUUCCCGAAUGCACUGUAUAUACAAAAGUAUGUGGACAGCUUUACAAAUUAGUUCAUUAGGCUAUUUCACCACACCCGUUAUUGACCGGUGUGUAAAAUCGAGCACACAGCCAUGCAAUCUCCAUAGACAAUCAUUGGCUGUAGAAUGGCCUUUACUGAAGAGCUCGGUGACAUUCAACGUGGCACCGUCAUAGGAUGCCACCUUUCCAACAAGUAAAUUAGUCAAAUGUCUACCCUGUUAGAGCUGCCCCGGGCAACUUUAAGUGCUGUUAUUCUGAAGUGAAAAUAUCUAGGAGCAACAACCGCUCAGCUGCGAAGUGGUAGGCCACACAAGCUCACAGAACGGGAAUGCCGAGUGCUGUAGCGCAUAAAAAUCUCCUGUCCUCGGUUGCAACACACUACCGAGUUCCAAACUGCCUUUAGAAGCAACGUCAGCACAAUAACUGUUCAUCGGGAACUUCAUGAAAUGGGUUACCAUUGCCGGGCAGUUGCACACAAGCGUAAGAUUACGAUACACAAUGCCAAGCGUCAGCUGGAGUGGUGUAAAGCUUGCUGCCUUUGGACUCUGGAGCCAAUGAAUCUGGGUAUAGAGGAUGCCAGGAGAACGCUACCUGCUCGAGUGCAUAGUGCGAACUGUACAUUUUGGUGGAGGAAUAAUGGUCUGGGGCUGUUAUUCAUGGUUCUGGAUAGGCCCCUUAGUUCCAUUGAAGGGAAAUCUUAAUGCUACAGCAGACAAUGAUAUUCUGGAUGAUUAUGUGCUUCAAACUUUGUGGCAACAGUUUGGGGAAGGCCCUUUCCUGUUUCAAUGCCCCCAUGCACAAAACGAGGUCCAUACAGAAAUGUUUGUCGAAAUUGGUGUGGAAGAACUUGACUGGCCUGCGCAGAGCCCUGACCACAACUCCAUCAAACACCUUUGGGAUGAAUUGGAACGCCGACUGCGAGCCAGGCCUAAUCGCCCAACAUCAGUGCUCGUGGCUGAAUGGAAGCAAGUCUCUGCAGCAAUGUUUCAGCAUCUAGUGGAAAGCAUUCCCAGAAGAGUGGCGGCUGUUAUAGCAGCAAAGAGGGGGACCAACUCCAUUUGAAUACUCAUGACUUUGGAAUGAGAUGUUCAAGGAGCAGGCGUCUACAUACAUACAUACUUUUUGGUCAUGUAGUGUAUUAUGAACUGUAAAUAUUUCUGCGACCGGUAAGAGUAUGCAAUACCUCAGAGCCAUGCCAAUCCAACAACCGAUAUUUAAAGCUAUAACAGUUUAUUUAGGAAAGAUCAUAUCAAUUCAGUACUGUAAUCAAACUUUUAAAGUCAGGUGCCUGUAUCAUAAGCAUAUUGUUAAUAAGGCAUCAGCUCCCAACACCUCAAAUUCUAAUUGCAUGUGGGCAGUUGAGAUACAUGUAAGUUGUUCUGCCCAGUCUACCAAUAUUAUAAGCAAUAUGUUGACAUUUUAAGAAAUGUUUCAUGCUAAUUUUGUCAGUACAUGGUAGCAUAUUAGUAAGUGCACAUCUUGAUUUGAAUUAGUCAUUUCUGUCAGACCAUUCAAACAUGCUUUCCCACUGGGUCAAAUUUAUAUUACUUCAUUCAGAAGAUGAAACACAUUGCCAUCCUGGCACAGGGAAAGUACAACUCACACAAAAUAGCUCUGAAUUUUAAAGGUUUACGACAGUAGCAACUACUGUACAUUUAGUCUGCCAUCACCAUAGUAAGCUAUUCUACCUAAAAAGGCUGUUUUUGACAUGCAUCAAAUCCAAUUUUAUUGGAUUCGCAUUUAGCAGAUGUUAUUGCAGGUGUAGCGAAAUGCUUGUGUUCCUAGCUCUAACAGUGCAGUAAUACCUAAUCAUUUCCCAACAGUACACACAUCUAAGUAAAGGAAUGGAAUAAAUACAUAUAUGGACGAGCAAUGUCAGAGCAGCAUAGACUAAAAUACAGUGGAAUAGAAAACAGUAUAUACAAAUGAGAUGAGUAAUGCAAAUUAUGUAAACAUUAAAGUGACUAGUGUCUUAAAAAAAAUGGAAGUGGCCAGUGAUUUCAAGUCUGCACAUAGGCAGCGGCCUCUAAUGUGCUAGUGAUGGCUGUUCAACAGUCUGAUGGCCUUGAGGUAGAAGCUGUUGUUCAGUCUCUUGGUCACAGCUUUGAUGCAUCUGUACUGACCUCGCCUUCUAGAUGAUAGCGAGGUGAACAGACAGUGGCUCGGGUGGUUGUUGUCCUUGAUGAUCUUUUUGGCCUUCCUAUGACAUUGGAUGAUGUAGGUGUACUAGAGGGCAGGUAGUUUGCCCCCAGUGAUGCUUUGGGCAGACCGCACCACCCUCUGGAGAGCCCUGCGGUUGCGGGCGGUGCAGUUGCCGUACCAGGCGGUGAUGCAGCCCGACCGGAUGCUCUCAAUUGUGCAUCUGUAAAAGUUUGAGGGUUUUAAGUGACAAGUCAAAUUUCUUCAGCCUCCUGAGGAUGAAGAGGUGCUGUUGCACCUUCACCACACUGUCUGUGUGGGUGGACCAUUUCAGUUUGUCGGUGUUGUGUAUGCCGAGGAACUGGAAGCUUUCCAACUACUCCACUGUGGUCCCAUCGAUGUGGAUUGCUGUUUCCUGAAGCCCACGAUCAUCUCCUUUGUUUUGUUGACGAUGAAUGAGGGGUUAUUUUCCUGACACCACACUCCCAGAGCCCUCACCAUCUCCCUGUAGGCUGUCUCGUCAUCUGCAGACUUGAUGAUUGAGUUGGAGGCGUGCGUGGGUACGCAGUCAUGGGUGAACAGGGAGUACAUGAGAGGGCUGAGCAUGCACCCUUGUGGGGCCCCAGUGUUGAGGAUCAGCGAAGUGGUGUUUCCUACCUUCACAACCUGGGGGCGGCCCGUCAGGACGUCCAGGACCCUGUUGCACAAGGCGGGGUUCAGACCCAGAGCCUCAAGCUUAAUGAGGAGUUUGGAGGGUACUAUGCUGUUGAAGGCUGAGCUGUAGUCCAUAAACAGCAUUCUUAUAUAGGUAUUCCUCUUGUCCAGAUAGUAUAGGCAGUGCGAUGGCGAUUGCAUUGUUUGGGGAGCUAUUAGGGCGGUAAGCAAAUUGAAGUGGGUCUAGGGUGUCAGGUAAGGUAGAGGUGAUAUGAUCCUUGACUAGCCUCUCAAAGUGAGUGCUACGGGACGAUAGUAAUUUAGUUCAGUGUGCGCGCCUCCUGAGUUGGACUAGAAGUCCACUCCGAGUACCUCUUCACAGCCGGCGAUGCUUUGGGUCAGCCUCUGGAAUCAGUUCAAUUGCCCUGGGGGGUGUGAACAAAGGAUCCAAAUCGGGAAACUUGUAUUGUUAGUCGUAAAUGCUGAUGAGUUACCGCCGCUCUGAUAUCCAAAUGUUAUUCCCGGCUGUAUGUAAUAACACACAUUUCAGGCCUAAUAAUGUACGAAAAUAACACGUAAAAAACAAUACUGCAAAGUUGCCUGGGGGCUAGAAGCACGGCUGCCCUCUCGGCGCCAUUACAGUUAAGUUCUGUAAUACGGCUGGCAUAUCCAAAUUGCAACAUGUAUUUUUAGAAACCAUUAACAUUAGCAUGUAGUGUUAAUGUCAGAUCUCAGUUUAAACCUUGCAAGUGGCAUUGUCUGAUUACUAUGGUUCCAUCUCUUCUGGCACUUGUUAAUGUACACUUAACUUUUUUUUGCCAGGAUGACAACCCCUGUGUACUGUAUGUGUCAUGUGCAUCUCCCACAGUUGUAAAUAAAGGAAUGAAACACUG